Messenger RNA from Ornithorhynchus anatinus (platypus), 919 nucleotides. RefSeq names its product chromosome X3 C5orf49 homolog (gene CFAP90). The coding region runs from base 50 to 529 and encodes 159 amino acids. The transcript is spliced from 3 exons. The record is from RefSeq and is a predicted model, not a curated record. NCBI's taxonomy places the organism in Eukaryota, Metazoa, Chordata, Mammalia, Monotremata, Ornithorhynchidae.
CUCUUCCUCCCUUCUCCCCUUUCUCCUCCGGGCCUGGCCCAGAGCAGGCAUGGAGAUGGAGGGGAAAGGGAGGAAGGAGGAGGAGGAGGAGGAUGAAGACGAGGAGAUAAUCAUGGAAUCACUGCGAGGGAGGCCUCGGCCGCCUCCCGUCUCGGCCCUCUCCUCCUUCAGCUACGUCCCCCUUCGACGCCAGGCCCCGAAAGAGCACAGCUACUUCUAUCAGGAGGCCAAGACAGACACCGUCUCCAUAUACGACUGCAUUUUUAAAAGACCACCAGGUUACAAUGAAAAACUGCACCGAGAUGACAGAGAACAUGCAAAAAGUCAAGGACUUCACGUUAACAAAGAGGAAUGGGCAAGACCCGUGGGUGUUUUGGCAUCUUCAGAGUAUGGACGGCACAUAAAACAUCCCGUGGAAGAGCUCAGCAGAGAUCACGUGAGGAUCAACCGUGUGAAGGCUGAGUUCUACCGGAAAAAUGAAAUCACCUGCAUGAAGGAGACCAGCUUUGGACACAUUGCUCCAUUCUGACAUUUUUGCCAUCAGCGAGGUGGGCACUGGGGUCACAGUACAACUGGGUUUCUGUCGUUUGGGGAUAGGGAGAGGUAGAAGAAUAAAAGGGGUUUAAUUAAACCUUUAUUUCCUGUUCGAUCCAACUAGGGCAGUUUAGCCUAAAAUCAGCUUAGAGAAGUUUUAGUGAGAGCACAGCUGAAACUUUUCCACUGGAAGCUCUUGAAAGAAGUGUAACAGUCGGCCAUUCCACUCCAUUAUUUCCUACAUUUAAAAUCUGGCCUGUCAUUUAUAAUUGCUAAGAAUUAUUUUCCAGGUAUAAUGGUGACUUGAUAUUUUAGUAUUUGUGGUUAAUAUGAUCCAUUUCUGUUUAUCCAUGAAUAUAUCAAUAAAGUCUAUUUUCCAUUAUGA